Stegodyphus dumicola is the source of this 1679-nucleotide messenger RNA. Its product is annotated as paramyosin-like. Gene Ontology annotation, cellular component: myosin complex; bicellular tight junction. NCBI's taxonomy places the organism in Eukaryota, Metazoa, Arthropoda, Arachnida, Araneae, Eresidae. The record is from RefSeq and is a predicted model, not a curated record.
CUCAGCUGUGGGGGAGUUUCACUUCACCCUCCUACCUUCUCGCGUGCUUCGCGUCGGAUUCAUUCUCCCAUCCUCUUCUGUACUCUCACCCGGUUGUCAGAGACAGUGAGCAUCACACUUCUGCCAAAGCUUCGAACAACUAGAUGUCCUCGAUCAAGACCUCGAAAUACGUGUACAGGUCCACCGCCGGUGGUGCAGGGGACCUCAGCAUCGAGUAUGGGACCGACUUGGGGGCCCUCACAAGACUGGAGGAUAAAAUUAGACUCCUUCAAGAAGAUCUCGAAUCUGAAAGAGAACUCAGACAAAGGAUUGAAAGGGAACGUUCAGACCUGACGGUACACCUUAUGCAGAUCUCAGAACGUUUGGAAGAAGCAGAAGGGAGCAGCGAAAGCCAACUGGAAAUGAAUAAGAAGCGAGACCUGGAACUGCAGAAAUUGAGGAAACUUCUGGAAGAUGUACAUCUAGAAAGUGAAGAAACAGCUCACCAUCUCCGCAAGAAACACCAAGAGGCUAUGGUCGACUUGCAGGACCAGCUCGAACAAGCGAACAAAGCCAAAGUCAAGAUCGAGAGAGAAAAGCAAAAGUUUCAAGCUGAAGUUUACGACUUACUCUCACAAGUAGAAAUUGCCAACAAAGAUAAGGUGGCUGCCCAGAAAACGGUCGAGAAGUUGGAAAUCACCAUCCAUGAUUUGAAUAUUCACAUCGAGGAGCUCAACCGUCAGGUAACAGAGGUUAGCUCUCAGAGGAGUCGUCUCAGCUCCGAAAAUGUGGAACUCAUGAAGGAGGUUCAAGAAUAUAAGGUGCAGCUGGACAACUCUAAUCACUUGAAAGGCCAGUUAGCUACUCAGCUAGAAGAGACCAGAAGGAGGCUAGAAGAUGAGGAAAGGAGGCGUCAGGCUCUGGAGCAGCACUCCCACACACUGGAGGUCGAAGUGGAGAGCCUGAAGACCCAACUGGACGAGGAGUCCGAGGCUAGGUUGGACUUGGAACGUCAACUCUCCAAGGCCAAUGGAGAAGCCGCUACCUGGAAGUCCAAAUAUGAAGCUGAAUGCCAAUCACAUGCCGAUGAAGUGGACGAACUCAGGCGUCGCCUGGCUCAGAAGACAGCUGAAUAUGAGGAACAACUUCAGGCACUCCUCAACAAAUGUAGCGCACUGGAGAAACAUAAAUCCAGACUACAGAGCGAAGUCGAAGUCCUUAUCAUGGAUUUGGAGAAGGCUACCACGCAUGCUCAGAACCUGGAAAAACGUUGCUCGCAGUUAGAAAAGGUGAACCACGAUCUCAAGUCGAAAGUAGAUGAGUUAAUUGCUCUUUUGGAACAAGCCCAGAGGGACUUCAGGGCUAAAGUAGCAGAACUACAAAAACUGCAACACGAUUUCGAUAAGCUCAAGGACCAGAAGGAUGCUUUGGCCAGAGAGAAUAAGAAACUGUCUGAUGAGUUGGGAGACUGCAAGGCUCAGUUGGGCGAUGCCACGCGCAGAAUACACGAGAUGGACUUGGAGAUCAAACGAUUGGAGACUGAAAGAGAAGAACUGACCGCCGCCUACAGGGAGGCCGAAUCCCUGAGAAAACAAGAAGAAGCCAAGGCUCAACGGCUAGCUCAAGAGCUUGCUCAAUUGAGGCAUGAUUACGAGAAGAGACUGGCAGCUAAGGAAGAAGAACUGGAGUCACUUAGGUAA